GGUUUUAUCAAACAGGUUAUAAAAGCGCGUUUUGCGAGGGAAUACAGGUCUUCCGAGGGCGGCAACGGGCUUACAGGGUCUGCGACUUCAUCACUCAGGAAGGAGAAUUUGCAUCUGAACCGCAACCACAAAAAUGUCAGGAGAAGAGGGUGCUGUUGCAGCUGAUGCCCCAGCUCUAGGACAGCCAAUGGACAUCAUGACAGCCUUGCAGCUUGUGCUGAAGAAAUCCAUGGCACAUGGUGGCCUUACUCGAGGUCUCCAUGAAGGUGCUAAGGUGAUUGAAAAGCACGCUGCACAACUCUGUGUAUUGGCAGAGGAUUGUAAUCAACCAGACUAUAUUAAACUUGUUAAAGCUCUUUGUGCUGAUCACAAUGUGAGCUUGAUAUCGGUGCCAAGUGCUAAAACUCUUGGAGAGUGGGCUGGUUUGUGUAAAAUUGAUUCAGAGGGAAAGGCAAGGAAAGUGGUGGGUUGCUCCUGUGUUGUUGUUAAGGAUUAUGGGGAGGAAUCUGAGGGUCUUCAUAUUGUCCAGGAGUAUGUGAAGUCUCACUGAGUGAUUGAAGUUGCAAUAGGACUGCUCAUUUGGUGUUAAUCUGUAGGCACAUGUCAUUUUUUUCUUUUCUAGCUUAAAUGAGCCCCAUGUUCUGGGGGUUUUGAGUUCUGUUUGAUUGUUCCUUAAUAUUAGAACAAAAGAAGUGAAUAUUGCAGUACACAACCUCCAUGAGGAAUUAGAUUAUGGUUUUCUUGAAUCAGUGACAGUGAUUCUUUGUUUCUCUUUGUCCUAUUCAAAGAAGGUGAAAUGGGGUUAGAGUUUAAUGGUAAA
Molecule: messenger RNA, 820 nt
Organism: Nelumbo nucifera (sacred lotus)
Lineage: Eukaryota; Viridiplantae; Streptophyta; Magnoliopsida; Proteales; Nelumbonaceae
Product: small ribosomal subunit protein eS12
Biological process (GO): translation
Cellular component (GO): ribosome
Molecular function (GO): structural constituent of ribosome
Source: RefSeq, a predicted model, not a curated record